GCUCAUCACAUCUCCAUUUCCGUCGGAUUUUCGCAACUCCUCCGUGACACGCCGCGGCCUCUCGGAUAGCGGCGAUGGCGUCAACCGGUGUCCCCUCUCCGGCGAGAAAGUACUUCUGGGGCGACUCCCCGGAGCCUGACGAGUACUACGUCUCGCUGGGGCUCCGCCACAGCGAGUCCUACUACCAGUCCCCCUGCGGCCGCCUCUUCACCCAAUCCUUCCACCCGCUCUCGGCCGCGCACGACGGCGAUGUGAAGGGUGUUGUGUUCAUGACGCACGGAUACGGCACCGACUCCUCCUGGCUCUUCCAGUACAUCGCCAUCAGCUACGCGCAGUGGGGGUACGCCGUGUUCUGCGCCGACGUCCUCGGCCACGGCCGCUCCGAUGGCAUCCAUGGCUACGUCGGCGACAUGGAGUCCGUCGCCAGGGCGUCGCUCUCCUUCUUCCUAUCUGUACGGAAGACCACCGCCUACGCUCCGCUCCCUGCGUUCCUCCUAGGCGAGUCCAUGGGCGGCGCCGCCACGCUGCUCAUGUACCUCCGCUCCCCGCCGGAUGCCGGGUGGACGGGACUCAUCUUCUUGGCGCCGCUGUUCGUCAUCCCGGAGGAGAUGCACCCGUCCCGCGUGCGACUAUUCCUCUACGGCCUCCUCCUCGGGUUCGCCGACACCUGGGCCGUGCUGCCGGACAACAAUAUUGGCUGCAAGGCCAUCCGGGACCCGGAGAAGCUGAAGGUGGCCGGCUCGAACCCGAGGCGAUAUUGCGGCGCUCCGAGGGUGGGCACGAUGCGGGAGCUGGCCCGCCUCACGGAACUGCUCCAGGAGAGCUUCGGGGAGGUGACGGCGCCGUUCCAGGCGGUGCACGGCACCGGCGACGUGGUCACCGCGCCGGAGGGGUCCAAGAUGCUGUACGAGCGCGCGCCGAGCGAGGACAAGUCGCUCAUCCUGUACGAGGGAAUGUGCCACGAGCUCAUCACGGGGGAGACGGACGAGAACAGAGACCGCGUGCUCGCCGACUUGCGCGCAUGGAUCGACGAGCGCGUCCGCCGCUACGGCAACGCCGCCGUCAGCACGCCGGCCUAGAACGGCAACACCAAGGAAGUGGCGAUGGCCCGACGUAAUCUCUGCGCAUUUUCACUUUCUUUCUUUCCUUCGUCUACAGUUCAGUGGAGAUGAUAUUAUUUGGGUUUCAUUUGCCCUUAAUGCUCUGAAUUCUGAAACUUCUUUUUCGUGAGAGAUUAAAGAUCUGAAUCUGACUAUAACAGCAAUAGUUCGAUUAAUAUUGCUUUCCCAUCAUUUUUGUUGAGCAUUCUCAGCCCUUUGGCGCCCUUGUAAGAGGAACAGUUGUGUUUACCAUUUU
Lolium perenne is the source of this 1356-nucleotide messenger RNA. RefSeq names its product caffeoylshikimate esterase. The record is from RefSeq and is a predicted model, not a curated record. NCBI's taxonomy places the organism in Eukaryota, Viridiplantae, Streptophyta, Magnoliopsida, Poales, Poaceae.